This is a messenger RNA of Gadus morhua (Atlantic cod), 1162 nucleotides long. RefSeq names its product G2/M phase-specific E3 ubiquitin-protein ligase-like. The record is from RefSeq and is a predicted model, not a curated record. Gene Ontology annotation, molecular function: ubiquitin-protein transferase activity. Lineage: Eukaryota; Metazoa; Chordata; Actinopteri; Gadiformes; Gadidae. The transcript has 6 exons. The coding region runs from base 144 to 1052 and encodes 302 amino acids.
ACAGCCAAUAGAAUAUUGACUAUUUUUUCCCUUGCUUGUUAAAUGUUAACUUAUCCAGUUACCUGUAUUAGUCAGCCACUGUUUUUCCACUGUGUUAUUCUCAGUAUUUUAUUUCAGGUGAUGCUGCUGUCGGAGAGGGAGUGAUGAGGUACUUUCUGACAACGGUGAUAUCCAAACUCCAAUUUGGAUUCAGUCUAGAUCUUGGAGGAAUGGGCCGAACACUGCUGUUUGAGGGUGAACCUGACCAUCUUGUUCCAGCAGCAUCAGAGGCAUUCAUUGAAAGCAAUCUCUUCCGGGUUGCAGGAAGGAUGUUGGCCCACAGCUUUCUGCAUGACGGUCCCCAUGUCACAGGAUUAAGUCCUGCUGUGAUUCAUGUACUGUUCAAUGGGGAUCCUGAAAUGGCAACUGUUGUUACAGAAGACUGUCCUGAUCUGCACAUCAGGAGUAUCAUAAAACUGCUUGAACAAGAAGAACUCACACCAGAACAGAAGGACACAGUUUCAGAUCUUUCCAUGUCUUGGGAUCUUCCAGCAGUCACCAAAACAAAUCGGAGAUGGCUACAUAACAAACUUCUACUCCAUGCAGUCAUUGGGAGGACCAUGCGCCAGAUCAAACAGUUGAGAAAGGGACUGAAAGAUGUGAUGGUAUGGCCCCUGCUGACAUCUAGGCCAGAUGUUGUCCCACUUAUUUUCCCCAAAAUGGCUGAAAUGCAGUUCACACCCCAGAUGCUCCUACAAAAAAUCACAUGGCCAGUUGAGGACAGUGAUGAUGAAGACUUUGACUUAGAGUCCACGUGCCGCGUCACUGGCUUUCUAAGGUUGUUCAUUGAAACAGCUUCAUCAGGUACCCUGGCCCAGCUGUUGACAUUCUGGGUUGGCUGGGAGAUGCUUCCUCCCAAACUGAGAGUGGAGAUUUCUGGGGGAACCCUUCCUACGUCCUCCACAUGCUUCGAAACACUAAAGCUGCCAGCUCAUUUCAAAACCUACAUGGAUUUUGAGGAAGCACUUGUCUCUGCCAUAAAUAGUGCACAGACUGGAUUUGGAUUUGUUUAAUUUUUUCAGACAGAUGUCAUUGAAUGCACUGUUAAGUAGGUCAGGUCAAUUGACACAAGUUCAGUGUCUUUGAAAACUAAUAAACAAAUAAAACACUGGGUUGGACAUCA